Molecule: messenger RNA, 694 nt
Organism: Arabidopsis lyrata subsp. lyrata
Lineage: Eukaryota; Viridiplantae; Streptophyta; Magnoliopsida; Brassicales; Brassicaceae
Product: putative defensin-like protein 303
Exons: 2
Coding region: 379-642 (87 amino acids)
Source: RefSeq, a predicted model, not a curated record
GAUUGGUUUGGUUUUGGUUGUAAAUGAGUUGUAUGUAGUUGUAAAUUUUAUUGCUAUAAAUACUUGGCUGCAAAAUUAUGAUUUGGUCUUUUGAAAAAGAUUUAGGUAAUUACUAAUAUAAUUCAAAAUGUCAUUUUUUGAACAAUGAAAGUUGCAGAUAAUUACUGAUAUAAUUCAGAAUGUGAAUUUUUUAAUUGGGAACAAAUUAAAAAUGAAAUCUGUGAUUAUAAAUAACAGUGGAUAUGAAAUCAAAACAUUUUAAGAACAAAAACCUUUGUAUGCCUAGUGAUCUUAUAUUCUUAGAAAAGAAAGAGAGUUUAUUAAAACUCAUAUGGACCCAUAUCACCCAACAAAAAAAAAAGAGAGAGAGCUAGAGAGAUGAAAUCAAACAAAGCGACCUUCUUCUUGGGCUUGUUCCUUGUAUCUGCCUUCUGUAUAAGGUUGAUAGAGAGUAGGUGUUACACAAACGACGAUUGUAAAGACGCGCAACCAUGUCCAGUGCCUCUUGCUUGUCUAUUUGGCAGCUGCAUUUGUCCAUGGAAAAGUCGAUCUAAGUUACCAAUUUGUCAAAUCAUAUGUGCGCAUUUGGAUAAAAGAGCUGGAAAUUCUUAUGAUCAUACUUGUGGUUGCAACUAUAAGUAAAAUAAAAGAAAUAUAAUAACAAUAAAAAUGAUUAAUUAAGUUAAAAAUUUAU